Acipenser ruthenus (sterlet) is the source of this 1141-nucleotide messenger RNA. RefSeq names its product calcyphosin-like protein. The record is from RefSeq and is a predicted model, not a curated record. The transcript has 6 exons. Gene Ontology annotation, molecular function: calcium ion binding. Lineage: Eukaryota; Metazoa; Chordata; Actinopteri; Acipenseriformes; Acipenseridae. Bases 145 to 771 code for a protein of 208 amino acids.
AAACGCAACGGCGUCAGUGUUGCUAGGGCAACUAAACGGUAACAUCCUACAGGUAGGAAGCAACCACAAAGUGACAGAUGCAACAGAGUCAAGCGGACCAUUCCCUGGACUACAUCUCAGCCUGUUGCAUUGCAGAUUGUAGUCAUGGCAGGGACAGUGAGGCAUGAUACCGAGAUGGCAAUGAAAGUCAAGCAGGAGCUGUCGCAGUGCACAGAUCCCAUUGAGAAGCUGAGGCUCCAGUGUCUCGCCAGGGGCUCCUCCGGCAUCAAGGGAUUGGGAAGGAUGUUCCGCAUCAUGGACGACGAUGAAAGCAAAACGCUGGAUUUCAAAGAGUUUCAGAAAGGGCUGAACGACUUUGGCGUGGCGGUUGAGAAGGAGGAAGCCUUGAAAAUCUUCAGCCUCCUGGAUCAGGAUGGGGGGGGAACGAUCGACUUCGACGAGUUUCUCACAGCUCUCAGGCCUCCCAUGUCCAACGCCAGGAAGCAGGUCAUCUCGGAGGCGUUUCGGAAGCUGGAUAAGACCGGGGACGGCGUCGUGACGAUUGAAGACCUGCAGAACGUUUACAACGUCAAACACCAUCCGAAAUACAGGAACGGAGAGUGGAGCGAGGACCAGGUCUUCAGAGCCUUCCUCGACAACUUUGAUUCGCCUUACGACAAAGAUGGGAAGGUUACAUUGGAGGAGUUUAUAAAUUACUACAGCGGAGUGAGCGCCUCCAUCGACAGUGACGCCUACUUUGUAGUGAUGAUGAGAAAUGCAUGGAAGCUGUAGGCAGCUGACAGGGUGUCAAAGGAUGAGUUUUUUAAUUACUAUUCAGGAGUUAGUGCCUUGGUGGACAGUGACGCCUAUUUUUUUUCUGAUCAUGAAAAACAGCUGGAGACUAGGGUGAAAAACAACCACCCCCAACUCAUCUGCAGUAUUUAUUGUAUUAUUUUAAGCAAUGUUACUCAUAACCAUUUGUUCUCCUUUUGUCCAAUUGCGCCACCUGCUGGGAAUACUGAAGAGUAUGUUAUGGAGUGACUGCACUCAUGAUCAGUAUUUGUUUGUUUAGACUAGAUAUAACUGACGUGUCAACACAGGCGAUUAAUGAAAUGUAAAAAUAAAAUGUUAAAGCAUGCGAGAGAAGACCUUGUUUUUUUUG